This is a messenger RNA of Sardina pilchardus (European sardine), 5574 nucleotides long. Its product is annotated as DDB1- and CUL4-associated factor 1. Gene Ontology annotation, cellular component: nucleus; Cul4-RING E3 ubiquitin ligase complex. Bases 206 to 5014 code for a protein of 1602 amino acids. The record is from RefSeq and is a predicted model, not a curated record. Lineage: Eukaryota; Metazoa; Chordata; Actinopteri; Clupeiformes; Clupeidae. Gene Ontology annotation, molecular function: histone H2AT120 kinase activity; nuclear estrogen receptor binding. Gene Ontology annotation, biological process: protein ubiquitination. The transcript is spliced from 24 exons.
AACGUGGUGGCCAUAAUAAACCUUGGCGCACACGACAGUGCUGAUAUAAGUGAUAUCAUAAAGCCAGUUCUGUAAACGGAAUCAUUAUAAGGUGUUCUAUUUGAAAUAGAAUCGUUACUAGGUGUCGUGUCCCUUUGGACACACAGUGUCACUCCUGGAGCGGGUUGUAAAGUUGGAAGAUUGAGCGGGACGAAACAUCAGGGGGAUGGCAGGGGCGGCCGAGGCCAGUGUGGACUCCAAGGCUGAGCUCACUUCUCUGUUAGAGCAAUGGGACAGAGAGCAACUGGGAACCACACCGGUCCUAGUGGCUAUCUUAACCAAGAUCUCAGAACUGGUGGAGAGAGAGACGGAGGAGUACCGAAAAGCCGACCCUGACCCCUUUGAUGACCGUCACCCAGGACGAGCUGACCCAGAGUGCAUGCUGGGACACCUGCUGAAAAUCCUAUUCAAGAAUGAUGACUUUAUGAACGCUCUGGUGAACGCAUAUGUGAUGACCAGUAGGGAGAUUACCCUCAACACCGCUGCCUGCCGCCUCUUGCUGAACAUCAUGCCGGGGCUGGAAACCGCUGUUGUAUUUCAGGAGAAGGAGGGGAUUGUGGAAAAGUUGUUCAAAUGGGCUCAGGAGGCAGAGCAGCCCUUGAGGAUCUAUUCUGUGGGCCUCCUGGCAGGAGCUAUGGAGAACCAAGACAUUGCUGCCAACUACCGUGAAGAAAACUCUGUACUGGUGCCACUGAUGUUGCAGCGUUUGCGAGAGCUGCAGGAACGGGAGGUGGAGAACAGGAGGGACUUCAGGAGGCCGAGCCCUCGCAAGGCCUCCAGCCUGGAGCCGCUGCUGCCUCUGGAUGAGGAGACGGUGGACUGUGCCAACUUCGAAGACAAGAACGGGAUGGACAAAUGCGGGGUGGUGGGAGGGGUCGAAGAGGAGGAGAGCCCCGUGAAAAGAGGAGAUUGUUUCGGACUGGAGCCCAUCGUCGAGUCUCCCUUCAGCCUCGGGUCGGCGCAGAAGUCCAGCAGUCGCGCUAACUCGGCCAAGAAGCCUCUCCCCAAGAUGGAGGGCCCCGAGGGCGAGGCCCCCGGACCCGACGAGUCUGACGGGCGCGCGGAGGGCGGGAGGCUGGCGCAGAAGAGGGCGGAGCGGGAGAACGGGCGCAAGGCGAAGCAGAAGCUGAACUUCACCCUGUCGGAGCCGGAGCGCAGCUUCAGCGAGCUGAGCAACAGCAGCUGGUCGGAGAUGAGCCCGUGGGUGAUUGGUCAGAACUACCACCUCGACCCGCUCACCCCUGCCAUCGAGCAGCGUCUCAUUCUGCAGUACUUGACCCCUCUGGGCGAGUACCAGGAGCUGUUGGCGGUGUUCAUGCAGCUGGGAGCCAGACAGCUUCUCAUGCAUUACAUGGACCUGAAACAGACCAAUGACGUGCAGUUAACUUUCGAAGCUCUCAAGUAUCUGGCCUCCCUGCUGCUGCACAAGAAGUUUGCGGCGGAGUUUGUGGCUCAUGGUGGAGUGCAGAAGCUUCUGGAAAUCCCACGGCCCUCGAUGGCCGCCACCGGCGUUUCCUUGUGUCUGUAUUACCUGGCCUAUAAUCAGGAUGCCAUGGAGCGGGUGUGUAUGCUCCCCCACUCGAUCCUCUCUGAGGUGGUGAAGUACACGCUGUGGCUGUUGGAAUGCUCCCAUGCCUCAGGCUGUUGCCAUGCCACCAUGUUCUUCUCCAUCUCCUUCUCCUUCCGGGCUGUUCUGGAAUUGUUUGACCAGCAGGAUGGACUGCGUCGUCUCGUCAAUCUGAUCAGUACUCUGGAAAUCUUAAACCCAGAGGAUCAGGGUGCACUUCUAAGUGAUGACGAGAUCUUCUCCAGUCGACAGACAGCCAAACACACCUGUAUGGCCUUGCGUAGGUACUUUGAGGCGCACCUGGCCAUCAAGGUGGAGCAGGUCAAGCAGUCCCUGCAGCGUACAGAAGGGGGCGCUCCAAUCCACCCGCAGCCCUAUUACAAGGCGUGCACGUACACCCACGAGCAGGUGGUGGAGAUGAUGGAGUUCCUGUUUGAGUAUGGGCCGGUGCGUCUUUACUGGGAGCCAGCCGAGGUCUUCCACAAGCUGUCCUGCGUGCAGCUUCUGCUGCAGCUCAUUUCAAUUGCCUGCGACUGGAGGACCUACUAUGGCAGGAGUGAUACGGUACGUUACGCUCUGGACAUCCUGAGCAUCUUGACGGUGGUGCCCAAGACCCAGCUGAUGCUGGCGGAUUCAGUGGCCGUGCUGGACGAGGGGGGCUCCACCAUCUCCACCGUGGGCAUGAGCAUCGUGCUGGUCGUCGCCGAGGGCGAGGUGUUCAUCAACGACGCCGAGAUCCAGAAGUCGGCGCUGCAGGUGGUCAUCAACUGCGUGUGCGCGCCCGACAAGCGCGUGUCCAGCAUCGGCAAGUUCAUGGGGGGCACGCCGCGGCGCCGCCUGCCCCAGAGCCACCGCGCCAGCGAGAGCGUGCUGGCCAAGAUGUGGAACGUGGUGCAGUCCAACAACGGCAUCAAGGUGCUGCUGUCGCUGCUCACGGUCAAGAUGCCCAUCACGGACGCCGACCAGAUCCGCGCGCUGGCCUGCAAGGCGCUGGUGGGGCUGGCGCGCUCGGCCGCCGUGCGGCAGAUCAUCAGCAAGCUGCCGCUGUUCGGCAGCGGGCAGAUCCAGACGCUGAUGAAGGAGCCCGUGCUGCAGGACAAGCGCAGCGAGCACGUGCGCUUCUGCAAGUACUCGGCCGAGCUGAUCGAGCGCGUGUCGGGCAAGCCGCUGCUGAUGGGCACCGACGUGUCGCUGGCGCGGCUGCAGCGGGCGAGCGUGGUGGCGCAGUCGCGCAUCUCCUUCCCCGAGAAGGAGCUGCUGCUGCUCAUCCGCAACCACCUGGUGGCCAAGGGCCUGAACGACACGGCCACCACGCUGACCAAGGAGGCCGACCUGCCCAUGGCGCCGCUGGCGCACAGUCACCCGGUGCCCUUCGCCGCGCCGGGCGCCGUCUCGCUGGCGCAGCCGGGCGCGCCCGUGCCCAUCCUGCCCAGGACUCCGCGGCUGGCCAACGGGGUGGCGGCACGGCUGGGGAGCCACGCUUCUGCCACGUCGCCCAUCCUCCACGCCCAGCCGCGCCCCUCCACCUCCCAGCUCCACGCGCUCCCCCUCCCCUCCUCCUCCUCCUCCUCCACCUCCUCGUCCCUGGCCUCCUCCUUGUCCGCCGCCGUUGCCUCCGCAUCCGCCUCCUCCUCCGCCGCCUCCUCCUCCUCCUCCUCCUCCGUCGUGCCCCAGGGCGGGUCCGCGCAGGCGGCGGGCGUCACCCACAGCAACGGCUCGCCGCUGAUCGGCCGCAUCCUCUUCACGCGGGAGCGCCUCCCGUCGCCGUGCGUGGCGGGCCGCAAGCCGCGCGUGCUGCGCCAGAAGUCGGACCACGGCGCCUUCAGCCAGAGCCCCGCCAUGAAGAAGCAGCUGGACCGCCACCUGCCCUCGCCGCCGGCGCUCGACAGCAUCAUCACCGAGUACCUGCGCGAGCAGCACGCCCGCUGCAAGAACCCCGUCACCACGUGCCCGCUCUUCAGCCUCUUCACGCCGCACCAGUGCCCCGAGCCCAAGCAGCGGCGGCAGGCGCCCGCCAACUUCGCGCCGCGCCACACGCGCCGCACCGUCUACCCCAAGUACGGCGGCGUGGACGGCGGCUGCUUCGACCGCCACCUCAUCUUCAGCCGCUUCCGGCCCAUCUCGGUGUUCCGCGAGGCCGACGAGGACGAGAGCGGCUUCAUGUGCUGCGCCUUCUCGGCGCGCGAGCGCUUCCUCAUGCUGGGCACCUGCACCGGGCAGCUCAAGCUCUACAACGUCUUCACCGGCCAGGAGGAGGCCAGCUACAACUGCCACAGCUCCGCCAUCACGCACCUGGAGCCCUCCCGGGAUGGCUCUCUGCUGCUCACCUCGGCCUCUUGGAGUUACCCUCUCUCGGCCCUCUGGGGCAUGAAAUCCGUCUUCAUCAUGAAGCAUUCCUUUUUAGACGAUCAUUACGUGGAGUUCAGUAAACUUUCUCAAGACCGGGUCAUCGGGACGAAAGAGCACGUCGCCCAUAUAUACGACAUCCAGACAGGCCAAAAAACGCUCACUCUCAACAACCCCGACCUGGCGAACAACUACAAGAAGAACUGCGCCACGUUCAACUCCACGGACGAUCUGGUCCUGAAUGACGGGGUCUUAUGGGACGUUCGCUCCGCUCAAGCCAUCCACAAGUUUGACAAGUUCAACAUGAACAUCAGCGGCGUGUUCCAUCCCAGUGGUCAGGAGGUCAUCAUCAACACAGAGAUCUGGGAUCUACGGACAUUUCACCUGCUUCACACGGUCCCAGCUCUUGAUCAGUGCAGAAUUGUGUUCAAUAACAAUGGAACUGUUAUCUACGGAGCAAUGCGGCAGGCUGAUGAUGAUGACGACAUGCUGGAGCAGCAGAUGAAGAGUCCCUUUGGCUCCUCCUUCCGCACAUUUGAUGCCACAGACUACAAACCCAUCGCCACUAUUGAUGUGAAGAGGAAUAUAUUUGAUCUGUGCACGGACACAAAAGAUUGCUACCUGGCCGUGAUAGAGAACCAGGACGCAAUUAACAUGGACACAGUGUGUAGGCUGUAUGAGGUGGGGAGGCAACGAUUGGCAGAGGAAGAGGAGGAUGAGGAAGACCAGGACGAGGACGAUCAAGAAGAUGAUGAUGAUGACGAUGACUCUGAUGACGACAUCGACGACAUCGACAUGGAUGAUAUUGAAACAGACCCCAUCUUGGCGGAGCUGAACGACAACAAUGGCGAGGAGGAGGAUGGCGACAACGACUUCUCUCCAUCAGAUGAUGAAGAGGUGGCGCGUUUGCUUGAAGAGGAGGGAGAGGAUGAUGAUGAUGACGAUGAUGAUGAUGACGACUCUGAUGAUAAUGACGAUGAUGCAGACUUAGUCCUGGAUAACACAGACAGCUCGGACAACUCUGAUCUGGAGGACGACAUCAUCCUGUCUCUGAACGAGUGAGGGACAGAAAAACGCCUGAUGUGAGCUGCUGACGGCCGAUCGGGAAUUUCGGAAGAGGGAAAGAGACGCCUCCCUCCCAGUCACGGGGGGGGGGGGGGGGACGACGACUAGGCCUCUCGGAGCUCACCUGAUCCGCUCACCACUUGCUGAUGCUGUAUCAGGAGAACACUUGAAAAGAAGACCAGCUUGUGUUUGCUCGUGUUUCGUUUUUUUACUCCCUUUGGUUUGGUUUUUGAAUGGGUAAACGUGAGCAACCUUCUCGAGCGAGUGGCGUCUGUUUUGCUAGUGUACUUAAAACGCGCCGACUCGGCCUCCGACAGGCCGGGCGUGCGCUCUGAGCUGAACAGGUGUGUUCUUCUCUGCACUUGUUUUCCAGUGUUACUUUUACUUUUUUUCCCCUCUUCUCUCUUUUUCUUAAUGAUUUCCCCCCUUUCUAAUGUAAUUAUCAAAAAGCUACACUGAUGUAAAGCCCCUGGACCUUACUACUUGUGCAGAAUGUAUGUAUCUAAAGUAUUUUUCUAUAAAUGUAAUAAAACACAGUCUUCUCUGUGUUUAACUUG